This is a messenger RNA of Sclerotinia borealis F-4128, 837 nucleotides long. The record is from the annotation of a GenBank genome assembly. NCBI's taxonomy places the organism in Eukaryota, Fungi, Ascomycota, Leotiomycetes, Helotiales, Sclerotiniaceae.
AUGUUCUCCAAGAUCUUCUCCUUCACCACUUUAGUGGCCGCGGUCUCCGCCUACACCGUCCUCACUCCAACUCUCAACUCCACCGUUGUAAAGGGUAAAUCCACCAGUGUGACCUGGUCUUCUGUCGAUACCGACGCUUCCACUUUCUCCAUCUACCUCGUCAAUUUCAAAGAUUGGCCUCCAACCGUCAUCUCCCUUGCUCAAAAUGUCCCUCAAUCAGAGAAGAGUGUCGAUGUCACUAUUCCUUGUGACGUGACUAGCGAUUACGGAUGGCAACUCAAUUUCAUCAAUGGCACCAAUACCUACGUCAUCUACGCUCAAUCCAACUCAUUCUCCCUCAGCGGAUCUUGCGUCAACCCAACAACAACUUCGUCAGUCUCAGUCGCCACAACCACAGCCUACGCUACUAAAAACUCAACCGUGACGGCUUACUCAACUGCAACCACAACCGCCAUCUCCAAAGUCAUCGAGACAGUCACCUUUACAAGCCCAAUCGUCUGGUUCGUCCAACCUACAUCCAUCGGCUCAAUGUGUGCUCCAGAAAAAACAGUCACGGUCUAUGCUAGCGGUCCAUCCCCAACAGGCACUGGUUCCGAAUCAUCAGGUCACGGUUCAGGCUCAGGCUCUGGUCCUUCAGGAACAUAUGGUAACUCUACCACGCCGGCUACAAAGCCAAGCUAUAGUGUAUCUCCAUCUGGUACGGGUGCAGGUGUAGGUGCAGGUUCAGGACCAAAGAGUACGUCGACUACUACACCUGUUUUCACGGGUGCUGCUACUUCCGUUCAAGCAGGUUCUUUGCUUGCGUUGGUUGCUGGUGCGGCGGUUUUCUUGUUGUAG